UCGGUUUUGAAGUAAGCGUACUUUAUAGCGCUCUUUUAAUAUUUGAUUGAAAUAAAAAGAUUAAGAUAAACAAAUAGUAUUUGUAGAAAAAUUUAACAUCAUUUUAAUUUCUCUAAACAUGGCUGAUGCAAAUCCAGGACCUAUGACUUUGGGGGAUCCUGAGUUAAAAAAGAAACCGGAACAAGAUGAAAACAUGACAGAUGAAAAAAGUUCUCAGGAUGGCGCUAAAGCAAAUGAACAUGAUGCUAAAAGAAUUUAUUACGAACAAGAUGAAAGCAUGACAGAUGAAAAAAGUACUCAGGAUGGUACUAAAGCAAAUGAACCUGAUGCUAAAAAGUUUGGAAUCACAGAUGAAGAAAGUUCUCAGGAUGGAGCUAAAGCAAAUGAACAUGUUGCUAAAAGAAUUGGUUACGAACAAGAUGAAAGAAUGACAGAUGAAAAAUGUUCUCGGGAUGGUGCUAAAGCAAAUGAACAUGAUGCUGAAAAGUUUGUAAUACAAGAUAAAGAAAUUUUUCAGGAUGGUGCUAAAGCAAAUCAACAUGAUGCUGAAAAGUUUGAAAUCACAGAUGAAGAAAGUUCUCAGGAUGGUGCUAAAGCAAAUGAACAUGUUGCUAAAAGAAUUCGUUACGAACAAGAUGAAAGAAUGACAGAUGAAAAAUGUUCUCGGGAUGGUGCUAAAGCAAAUGAACAUGAUGCUGAAAAGUUCGUAAUCAAAGAUAAAGAAAUUUCUCAGGAUACUGCUAAAGCAAAUGAACAUGAUGCUGAAAAGUUUGGAAUCACAGAUGAAGAAAGUUCUCAGGAUGGUGCUAAAGCAAAUGAACAUGUUGCUAAAAGACGUGGUUACGAACAAGAUGAAAGAAUGACAGAUGAAAAAUGUUCUCGGGAUGGUGCUAAAGCAAAUGAACAUGAUGCUGAAAAGUUUGUAAUCCAAGAUAAAGAAAUUUCUCAGGAUGGUGCUAAAGCAAAUGAACAUGAUGCUGAAAAGUUUGGAAUCACAGAUGAAGAAAGUUCUCAGGAUGGAGCUAAAGAAAAUGCAAAUGUUGCUAAAAGAAUUCGUUACGAACAAGAUGAAAGAAUGACAGAUGAAAAAUGUUCUCGGGAUGGUGCUAAAGCAAAUGAACAUGAUGCUGAAAAGUUCGUAAUCAAAGAUAAAGAAGUUUCUCAGGAUACUGCUAAAGUAAAUGAACAUGAUGCUGAAAAGUUUGGAAUCACAGAUGAAGAAAGUUCUCAGGAUGGUUCUAAAGCAAAUGAACAUGUUGCUAAAAGAAUUCGUUACGAACAAGAUGAAAGAAUGACAGAUGAAAAAAGUUCUCUGGAUGGUGCUAAAGCAAAUGAGAAUGAUGCUGAAAAGUUUGUACUCAAAGAUAAAGAAAUUUCUCAGGAUACUGCUAAAGCAAAUGAACAUGAGGCUAAAAAGUUUAGAAUCACAGAUGAAGAAAGUUCUCAGGAUGGUGCUAAAGCAAAUGAACAUGUUGCUAAAAGAGUUCGUUACGAACAAGAUGAAAGAUUGACGGAUGACAAAUGUUCUCGGGAUGGUGCUAAAGCAAAUGAACAUGAUGCUGAAAAGUUUGUAAUCAAAGAUAAAGAAAUUUCUCAGGAUACUGCUAAAGCAAAUGAACAUGAUGCUGAAAAGUUUGGAAUCACAGAUGAAGAAAGUUCUCAGGAUGGUGCUAAAGCAAAUGAACAUGUUGCUAAAAGAAUUUGUUACGAACAAGAUGAAGGAAUGACAGAUGAAAAAAGUUCUCGGGAUGGAGCUAAAGGAAAUGAACAUGUUGCUAAAAGAAUUUGUUACGAACAAGAUGAAGGAAUGACAGAUGAAAAAAGUUCUCGGGAUGGAGCUAAAGCAAAUGAACAUGUUGCUAAAAGAGUUCGUUACGAACAAGAUGAAAGAAUGACGGAUGACAAAUGUUCUCGGGAUGGUGCUAAAGCAAAUGAACAUCAUGCUGAAAAGUUUGUAAUCAAAGAUAAAGAAAUUUCUCAGGAUACUGCUAAAGCAAAUGAACAUGAUGCUGAAAAGUUUGGAAUCACAGAUGAAGAAAGUUCUCAGGAUGGUGCUAAAGCAAAUGAACAUGUUGCUAAAAGAAUUUGUUACGAACAAGAUGAAGGAAUGACAGAUGAAAAAAGUUCUCGGGAUGGAGCUAAAGCAAAUGAACAUGUUGCUAAAAGAGUUCGUUAUGAACAAGAUGAAAGAAUGACGGAUGACAAAUGUUCUUGGGAUGGUGCUAAAGCAAAUGAACAUGAUGCUGAAAAGUUUGUAAUCAAAGAUAAAGAAAUUUCUCAGGAUACUGCUAAAGCAAAUGAACAUGAUGCUGAAAAGUUUGGAAUCACAGAUGAAGAAAGUUCUCAGGAUGGUGCUAAAGCAAAUGAACAUGUUGCUAAAAGAAUUUGUUACGAACAAGAUGAAGGAAUGACAGAUGAAAAAAGUUCUCGGGAUGGAGCUAAAGCAAAUGAACAUGUUGCUAAAAGAGUUCGUUACGAACAAGAUGAAAGAAUGACGGAUGACAAAUGUUCUCGGGAUGGUGCUAAAGCAAAUGAACAUCAUGCUGAAAAGUUUGUAAUCAAAGAUAAAGAAAUUUCUCAGGAUACUGCUAAAGCAAAUGAGCAUGAUGCUGAAAAGUUUGGAAUCACAGAUGAAGAAAGUUCUCAGGAUGGUGCUAAAGCAAAUGAACAUGUUGCUAAAAGAAUUUGUUACGAACAAGAUGAAGGAAUGACAGAUGAAAAAAGUUCUCGGGAUGGAGCUAAAGCAAAUGAACAUGUUGCUAAAAGAGUUCGUUACGAACAAGAUGAAAGAAUGACGGAUGACAAAUGUUCUUGGGAUGGUGCUAAAGCAAAUGAACAUGAUGCUGAAAAGUUUGUAAUCAAAGAUAAAGAAAUUUCUCAGGAUACUGCUAAAGCAAAUGAACAUGAUGCUGAAAAGUUUGGAAUCACAGAUGAAGAAAGUUCUCAGGAUGGUGCUAAAGCAAAUGAACAUGUUGCUAAAAGAAUUUGUUACGAACAAGAUGAAGGAAUGACAGAUGAAAAAAGUUCUCGGGAUGGAGCUAAAGCAAAUGAACAUGUUGCUAAAAGAGUUCGUUACGAACAAGAUGAAAGAAUGACGGAUGACAAAUGUUCUCGGGAUGGUGCUAAAGCAAAUGAACAUCAUGCUGAAAAGUUUGUAAUCAAAGAUAAAGAAAUUUCUCAGGAUACUGCUAAAGCAAAUGAACAUGAUGCUGAAAAGUUUGGAAUCACAGAUGAAGAAAGUUCUCAGGAUGGUGCUAAAGCAAAUGAACAUGUUGCUAAAAGAAUUUGUUACGAACAAGAUGAAGGAAUGACAGAUGAAAAAAGUUCUCGCGAUGGAGCUAAAGCAAAUGAACAUGUUGCUAAAAGAGUUCGUUACGAACAAGAUGAAAGAAUGACGGAUGACAAAUUUUCUCGGGAUGGUGCUAAAGCAAAUGAACAUGAUGCUGAAAAGUUUGUAAUCAAAGAUAAAGAAAUUUCUCAGGAUACUGCUAAAGCAAAUGAAAAUGAUGCUGAAAAGUUUGGAAUCACAGAUGAAGAAAGUUCUCAGGAUGGUGCUAAAGCAAAUGAACAUGUUGCUAAAAGAAUUCGUUACGAACAAGAUGAAAGAAUGACAGAUGAAAAAUGUUCUCGGGAUGGUGCUAAAGCAAAUGAGCAUGAUGCUGAAAAGUUUGUACUCAAAGAUAAAGAAAUUUCUCAGGAUACUGCUAAAGCAAAUGAACAUGAGGCUAAAAAGUUUGGAAUCACAGAUGAAGAAAGUUCUCAGGAUGGAGCUAAAGCAAAUGAACAUGUUGCUAAAAGAAUUCGUUACGAGCAAGAUGAAGGAAUGACAGAUGAAAAAAGUUCUCGGGAUGGAGCUAAAGCAAAUGAACAUGUUGCUAAAAGAAUUCGUUACGAACAAGAUGAGAGAAUGACAGAUGAAAAAUUUUCUCAUGAUGGUGCUAAAGCAAAUGAACAUGAUGCUGAAAAGUUUGUAAUCAAAGAUAAAGAAAUUUCUCAGGAUACUGCUAAAGCAAAUGAACCUAAUGCUGAAAAGUUUGGAAUCACAGAUGAAGAAAGUUCUCAGGAUGGUGCUAAAGCAAAUGAACAUGUUGCUAAAAGAAUUCGUUACGAACAAGAUGAAAGAAUGACAGAUGAAAAAUGUUCUCGGGAUGGUGCUAAAGCAAAUGAACAAGAUUCUGAAAAGUUUGUAAUCAAAGAUAAAGAAAUUUCUCAGGAUGGUGCUAAAGCAAAUGAACAAGAUUCUGAAAAGUUUGUAAUCAAAGAUAAAGAAAUUUCUCAGGAUGGUGCUAAAGCAAAUGAACAUGAUGCUGAAAAGAUUGUAAUCAAAGAAGAAGAAAGUUCUCAGGAUGGAGCUAUAGCAAAUGAACCUGAUGCUAAAAAAAUUCGUUACGAACAAGAUGAAAGAAUGGCAGAUGAAAAAAGUUCUCAGGAUGGUGCUAAAGCAAAUGAACAAGAUUCUGAAAAGUUUGUAAUCAAAGAUAAAGAAAUUUCUCAGGAUGAUGCUAAAGCAAAUGAACAUGAUGCUGAAAAGAUUGUAAUCAAAGAAGAAGAAAGUUCUCAGGAUGGAGCUAUAGCAAAUGAACCUGAUGCUAAAAAGCCUGAGGAAGAACCGAAGUUUGAUUCUCAUGGUGUACAUAUAGAAACGCAGCUUGAUUUAUGUGAUUGCAUGAAUAAUACUUGCGAGGGAUGUUUCCUUCCAUGUGAAUAUUGCUUUUCAAAUAAAUGUGGGCAUGCAUGCCGCAAUGAACGUACUUGGAUCUAUGACAGCAUAGAUAUUGAGGGCACGCAAUAUACCCUCAAAAGUCAUUUCACGAAAAGAAAUUAAAUCAGUCUUUUACACGACGCCUUUCGCCCCCUUAUUUUUCAUCCUUUUCUAUUCAGCCAUAUGUAUCAAAAUGCACUUCUGUAUCUAACCAUUUUACAUGAAUAAAAUAAUUUUCUUUGUCGUUUUAA
Messenger RNA from Argiope bruennichi, 4953 nucleotides. RefSeq names its product daf-12-interacting protein 1-like. Bases 119 to 4825 code for a protein of 1568 amino acids. The transcript is spliced from 28 exons. Lineage: Eukaryota; Metazoa; Arthropoda; Arachnida; Araneae; Araneidae. The record is from RefSeq and is a predicted model, not a curated record.